CAAAUUUCAGGUGUUGUUUAUGGAAUAAUUCAAGGAUAAUAUGGCAGAAAUAAACAAAUAAUUUAUCAGAAAUGAAGGUUAAAACCGGUUUCUUUCCUUUUCCGCCAAUGGACAAAUGAAGCUCGGCGAUACAUUGUUUCGUAAUCUGUGCAUUAAUACGACUGGUUUUUUUUGAUAAAAUCACGACGAUAGUUGAUGCGGUAAUGUUUUAAGAAAUAUAAAAGACAUUAUUACCCAUUACUUUUCUUGUUAUUACCUUUACAAAGAUAAUUUUUCUCACCCGAAAGGUAGAUAGCAAGUUAGAAAGCUAGAAGUGUAUUCCUGUAAUCGGUAUUUGCAUAAUGAUAUUCCUAUAAUUAUUACCCAUAUGAUUUCCUGUCCAUUUUGCAUUUUAUUCAUAUAGACAGGAAAUUUUUUUGGAGAAUUAUCACUUCAUUAAAACGAAUUCCUCGCCAAUUAGCCAUUUGAUUGAUAUGCACAAUAUCAUCACACAUUGAUCAACAUUGUAUAAUAACUUUGAAAAUUAUUUCUGAAAUGAAGAGAUGUCGAAAAGUGGUGAUGUGUCACCAAUGGAACUUCUGAUACUAAAUCGAACGUUUCUUGCCAUUGUUGGAGCUUUACUUCCCGGUAUUGGAUGUUGUAUGUGUAUUGUAUAUAUUUAUGCUAUCGAGUCUUAUCGAAUCGAGAAGUUCAUCGUUCCCCUUUGUCCCGACACUCGCAAUGUGUUGCCACCGAUAAGUUAUAUCAUUGGUCUCUGGGAACCUACUCGAACAGCAUGGCUUUGUGUAUUGUUCAUUAAUUUUCCUGCUAGAAUAAUAUAUCCUUUUUUUUACAAUUAUCUCUAUAAAAGAAGCAAAUCAAAAUAUGCAAAUUUCUGGUGGUAUAGAAUCCUGAACCAAUUUCUUAUGCUUACAUUGUUUUUGGAGCCACUUGCGCUUGUAAUCAUAACGAUAUUCGAUGUUGUUUCUUGCUUUUAUAUCCAUGCAACGGCAUUUGGUGUAUGGCUCAUAGCUCUCUGUUUCAAUAUGCUUGUUUCAAUUCUGCUUUACUACUUUUCCGGCGAGAGCAAAAAACCGGAAGAUCCCAUUUGGUUAUUUCACUUAAAAUUGGUACUAUGUGGUAUUACAAUCGCAUUAUCCCUUCUAAUGUGUUAUACUUAUCUCUAUGCAGUUGCUAAAUGCCAUCAAUUCACAUAUGCGUUGUUCUCAGUAAGCGAAUAUAUAUUGGUGCCAAUUAAUUCGCUGUUCUAUUUUUUAAUUUAUUGGGACUGCUCCAAUGUAUCUAUUAGAUUAACGGGUGAUUAAUGAAGUUAUCUUUGAAGCAAAUAACAACAAAGUAAACAAUUUAUUGCGUUACUUCAAUUCUGAUAUGAAAAAUCAUCGAUUGAAUGAUUUGUAUGUUUUGUUCAUAAUUUGUUAAAUCAGAAUUCAAUCAAAGGAAAUUUCUUUUCCAAGUCCUUUUUAUGUAAUGACC
Molecule: messenger RNA, 1473 nt
Organism: Loa loa (African eye worm)
Lineage: Eukaryota; Metazoa; Nematoda; Chromadorea; Rhabditida; Onchocercidae
Exons: 6
Coding region: 543-1304 (253 amino acids)
Biological process (GO): GPI anchor biosynthetic process
Cellular component (GO): endoplasmic reticulum membrane; Golgi membrane
Source: RefSeq, a predicted model, not a curated record